UCUUACAAGCGAAUCAAAGGAGCGGUGUUUGCCUCGAACGAAGAUGGCGAGCUCUCCUCCGGGAUCUGGACCGAGCUUGAGAUCAUCAUGCUUGUCGUCAUUCAAGAAAUCUUGUUUCUAACUGACCUGCCUUCUGAGCCCGCAAACAUCACGUCGCUGUACCAGUUUAUCGCGGCUUCGGAAUUUGUCACGGAAAUUAAACUUCCUAUUGUGAAGAAGGAAGCUGUGGAAGUUCAAGCUAAGCUCGAGGAAAUGGUUGCCAAGCAACAGCUGGUGUUAGCAGGAUUGAAUCCGCAAACAUUGCCUGUCAGUAAAGUUGAGAUGGCUACCGUGUGA
Molecule: messenger RNA, 336 nt
Organism: Paramuricea clavata
Lineage: Eukaryota; Metazoa; Cnidaria; Anthozoa; Malacalcyonacea; Plexauridae
Source: the annotation of a GenBank genome assembly